This is a messenger RNA of Prorocentrum cordatum, 504 nucleotides long. NCBI's taxonomy places the organism in Eukaryota, Dinophyceae, Prorocentrales, Prorocentraceae. The record is from the annotation of a GenBank genome assembly.
AGCGCAGAGGGCAGGUUCAAGCGGGGGGCGGCCGCGCCUCCUGGGGCGCGCCUCUCAUGGACGACCGCCCCCUGCAGCUGGCGCGACUCCGAGGGGGGCAGACGGGCAGACGGCGGCGCGCACGGGGAACGACGAGCGCCCCAGCAGGACGAGCGCCGAGCGGAUGAGCUGACGGCCGCGGCCGCGAGCACUCUGGCGAGCGGUCACAGCAGCGCGAGGUCCACGGACAGCAGCCUCCCGAGCUCUGCGAUGCUCGAGCCCUCGCGGCUCGGGCGCGCCGCAGCGGGCCCGCCGGAGCCGGAGGAGCUGUGCCACAGGCAGUGGAGCACGAGCUGCUUCAGCGGCGCGGACCCGCAGGAGGCGGGGUCCUGGGGCUAUAGCCCCCGCGACGGGCCGGCCGGGGCGGCGCCGGGCGGCCCGCCAGUGCUCCGGCGGUCGCUCUCGGUCCGGCGGCGAGAGAUGCGCGUCUCCGCGAGGAUCCGCCGCGCCGAGGAUGAUGGGUCC